Molecule: messenger RNA, 1008 nt
Organism: Rasamsonia emersonii CBS 393.64
Lineage: Eukaryota; Fungi; Ascomycota; Eurotiomycetes; Eurotiales; Trichocomaceae
Exons: 7
Coding region: 1-1008 (335 amino acids)
Source: RefSeq, a predicted model, not a curated record
AUGUCCACUUUGUCAGCGCGAAUCGCAUUGCCGAGUUCGUCACUCGACACUCGGUCGAUUAUUCCAGCGAAAUUUACUAGUAAGAGGACAUACGUGACAGGACGAGACCAUACGGCCGGACGUACCAGCCUGAUAUCGCCCAGCUGGACGACGAACAACACGCACCACCGCGGUGCCUUGAGAACGGUCGUCUCCAAGGCAGAAAGCUCAAACAAGGGCUCGCAGCGGUCGAGCAUCUUGAACAAGCUCGACAACAGCAGGACCGGCGAGAUGACCAGCAGGACGGAUUCCGGUUCCGAUUACAGCCGGUCAGGCGUCGUCCCCGGCUCAUCGACUGGAGCGCCCGCCGCACCGUCGACAGCGGCGUCGAGCAACUACAACAAGAACAUCGCACAGCAGUACAAUCCUGCGACGGGGACGGGGUACAACCCAGGCCAGCAGCAGCAGCAAGGGUCGUCCAGCACGGCUGGUGGGAACGGCAACGCUACGACUGGCACCACCGGAGGGGGGUUUGGGCGUCGCAUGGAGCGUGUUCUGGCAGGGAUUCACGGCGCCGGUGAAUCACUCCGCGGCACCGUCGGCGUCGCCAUUGACCGCGCGUUCGGCGACACGAAGGGCGUGGAGAAGAACGAGGCCAUUGCUAAGGAAGGGGAGUACGAGGUGCAGUCGGGCAACAUUGCGUCGUCGACCAAGGCGAGGGAGGGGAUUAAGCCUAAUAAUAGCAUCUGCUCUCGAAGGCUGUCUUAUGAAAAUCAUCUAUGUAUGACCAAGAGCAUACAUAGAUCUACCUACCUAUCUGGCCGAGUCUGGGGGUCCACUUUUUGGAACCCGUGGAUCUCUCAGUACUGUACAGAGGCAGGGAGUGAGAUGGUGGAUAACCCGACAAAGAGGCCUCUUGCCAAUCAAUACAGAAUGAAUUUACAUGACGAUGGGCGGGUGAAAGUGAUAAGCGAGAUGGGACGUGACGAAUUUCAUGUGAUUAAUGGUCCAUGGACGAGAGACAGAUAG